This is a messenger RNA of Python bivittatus (Burmese python), 4263 nucleotides long. NCBI's taxonomy places the organism in Eukaryota, Metazoa, Chordata, Lepidosauria, Squamata, Pythonidae. The record is from RefSeq and is a predicted model, not a curated record.
CGGGAACAACAUACAUAUUUAGCAAAGGUGGUGGACAGAUUACAUAUACCUGGCCUCCCAAUGAUCGUCCCAGCACACGAGCAGAUAGACUGGCAAUAGGGUUUAGCACUGUUCAGAAAGAAGCCAUCUUGGUGCGUGUGGAUAGCUCGACUGGGCUCGGUGAUUAUUUAGAGCUGCACAUCCACCAAGGGAAAAUUGGUGUUAAAUUUAAUGUUGGAACAGAUGAUAUCGCAAUUGAAGAAGUCAACGCAAUCAUUAAUGAUGGGAAAUACCAUGUAGUACGUUUUACAAGAAGUGGUGGUAAUGCCACAUUACAGGUGGACAACUGGCCGGUUAUAGAACGCUACCCAGCAGGAAACAAUGAUAACGAGCGCCUGGCGAUUGCUAGACAGCGAAUUCCAUAUCGGCUUGGUCGAGUAGUUGAUGAAUGGCUACUCGACAAAGGGCGUCAGCUCACAAUCUUCAAUAGCCAAGCAACGAUAAAAAUUGGAGGCAAGGAGCGAGGUCAUCCAUUUCAGGGUCAGCUUUCUGGACUCUACUACAAUGGUUUGAAAGUCCUGAACAUGGCUGCCGAGAAUGACGCCAACAUAGUGAUAGAAGGGAAUGUGAGACUUGUUGGUGAAGUGCCUUCCUCUAUGACAACUGAGUCAACUGCCACUGCAAUGCAAUCAGAGAUGUCCACAUCAGUCAUGGAAACCACUACCACUCUGGCUACCAGCACAGCUAGAAGAGGAAAGCCACCUACGAAGGAAUCAAUUGUUCAGACCACAGAUGACAUCUUGGUGGCCUCAGCUGAAUGCCCCAGCGAUGAUGAGGACAUUGAUCCCUGUGAGACGAGCUCAGCAAGUCCUACCAAGCCAGGACGAGGAGGAUACCCAAGUUCAGAAGAGGUGGUUCGGGAAUCCAGCAGCACAACUGGCAUGGUGGUCGGGAUUGUGGCAGCAGCCGCUCUGUGCAUUCUCAUCCUCCUCUACGCUAUGUACAAGUACAGGAACCGAGAUGAAGGCUCCUAUCAUGUUGAUGAGAGUCGAAACUACAUCAGUAACUCAGCACAGUCCAACGGGGCUGUGAUUAAGGAAAAGCAACCCAACAGCUCUAAAAGCUCCAACAAAAAUAAGAAAAACAAGGAUAAGGAGUACUAUGUCUGAUCCCAACGACUGGAAAGAACAAUUGUAUAGAAAUAGUCUUCAUUUUAUCUGAGACAUAAAACAAAACUUAUUUACUUUACUUUUUAUGAAGCACAUACAAAGUUUAAAAAAAAUGGGGAAAGGAGAACACAGGGAAUGCAAUUAGAAAGGAAAGACUUUUUAACAAAACAAGGAACGAAAAAAUGAAAUAAGCAUUUCAUACUCUGGUUUCUCUGAAACGGGAGUCAGUAAACCCCCUUACAUUCACAGUGUUUUCAUUUACUCUGCCAUCUUUAUGUUGAUGGAAUGUUUCUGAAGAAGAUGUUGGUACUACUGCACACUCAUAAGGCAAAGAGUAUUACUCCAAAACAUCACCCAGCACAACACAAAUUGUGACAAACUGAAACAAACAAGAGAUGAAAUCCUGCACACACCCACAAUAAAGAAGCUACCUAUGAGUCUGGAUUUAGCCAAAGUGCUUGCGCUUUCCUGAGGAGUCAGUCAGUCUGAUUACCCGAAAAGACUUUGCCAUUCCACACAAGCCCUCAACGAGCAAAGGCUGAAACUGCGCUUGCCACCUGGUGCAACAAAACAAUGAUUGGAGCAUGGGUUUGAAGUAAAGUGCUGGCUUUUCUGAAUAAACCACAUUUAAAAACAGAAGAAGAAAACAUUGUUGAAAAGAGCCCCUUUCUGGUUGUGAGGAAAAAGUAUAGCGGCCUUAUUUUCAAAAAUAACAAUAAACCAAGAAACAAAAUACAUGAAAUAUAAGGCUUAUUUUCACACACCAUUACCAACAAACCUGAGGGCAUAGAUGCAAUCAUUGGAAUAAAAAAUCAUGCACGCUUAGUAUGUUAUUACCUAUGUUUAUAUUAAAAACACAUCUAUAUGUGCUUUCUGGACUGUGAUAAGUGAUGUUUUCUAGCCUGUUGUAUAGAAAAUGCAAACUAUAUCUGCUCUUCAACCAUUUUUGGUAAACUCAAUGUUCUAAGUGUUGCUAGGUAUAGAAUGUUUUAUGACAUCUGGAGCAACCAACAUUUCUGUUUACUUUUGCAGCCAUGAGAAACUGCCACAAUUUUUAUUCCCUUCCUGUCUCCCUCCCUCCCUUCCUCCCUCCCUCCCUUCCUCCCUUCCUUCCUGGGUUUGGUUUUAAUUUACAGUGUAGUAAAUAUACUAAACAGGAUGUGUAUGAAUGUAUAUAAGAGUCAGCUAAUUUUCUUCUUAACUUGUACAGCCUCUCUUCUUUUGCAGUUCAGUUUUAGUAGUUUGUAUGAAAGAAGUGGACUUAGAAAGCAAAUAUAUAUAGAUAUAAACUUCAUAAUUUUCUUCUCCAAUUGUCUAUCCUCUCCUAUGAUACAUUAGCAAGAUCAAUCACUAUUGUGUGAUUUCAGCUCUUUUCUCUUCCCACCCCCAUUAAACCCAACACAGACCUGCUGAUUUAAGUGACCUUUACACUCCAGUUCAACUUUCUGGCUGCUUGCCAAGCAAUCAAGAAAAAGAUUGAAUUCCAUAUCUUUCAUCUAAACCUUUAUUAUCAUUUGCUUCUUAAUUAUAGUGUAGCAUUAUACAGUUGGUUGGUAAAGAAAUUCAGAAAUCUGCCCUUUAAAGUACUCUCACUAAAGCAACCCUGAGUUAGGAAAAACAUUAAUGUUCUCAACAUAAACUCUGCAAAACAAGAACAAAAGUUGCACCUUUUGUCAAAUAAGGAACAGUUCUCCUUUUAGCCUGUUUUUAAUUACCCGACUCUUACCCUAAGCUUGAAUAGAUUUUCUUAUUCUAAGCUAAAUGAGUACAGCGGUUUGGUAAUAGACAUUCUUUAAGAUUCUCUACAUAGAUAUAUAUGUAUAAACAUUACAAGCAUUCUGGUUUAUAUACAUGCUUAUGUUACAGAUUUGCAAGUUUGUUUUUUGUGUUUUUUUUUUAACAACAACAACAAAGAGACUGCUCCACUGGGUUCCCAACGAUGUCAUUCUGUAGCAUCUUACUUAGAAAGAUACAAGUACAUUAUGCAGAAAGAUAGUUCAGUAGAAAAUCAGUCUUAUCCUAGAAGGCCUCCUGGGAGGAAUAGAAUUGUUCACACUUUACAGACAGGAAAAAGGAAUUUAAAAUUAGCUUUAAUCAACAAGGCACUGUAUUUUCUUGUAUGCUGUUUGCUGCUGUUGUGGCAAAAGACUGGGAACUGGUGUUCAACAGAGCAAUACUUUAGAAAUACAGCAGAACACUGCUAAAUGAUUUGAACAAUGUGCUUUGUGUCAAGGGCUUGUGAGAGAAGAAAGGAUGAUGCAUGAGAAUAUUUGAAGGCUACGUUGCACUCAAGAUAACCUAAAAGUUGUUUGGCCAAUUUUCCUUGUAUCUACCACCUUUUCAGUUACUUUUGCUGAGGGGAGGGCAGGAUAGGUUCACCCUAUGUUAUAAUCAUGGCAGAAACCUGGCUUUGGAACUCAAAACAAGCCAUCAGUGAGGGAUGGAUAUUCAUAAUAAUCAAGAGAGAGAUUUUAAGCUUUGGUAUACACUGAUGGCAAGGUUCUUAUGUGACUUCAUAUACUCACUCUGUUACCUAACUUUUUUUCCCCAAGCAAUUAACAUACUUACUUUUAAGGGGUAAGUGACGGGGGAUUGCUAUUUCUAGCAAAGAUAUUUCAAACUGUUUUCUGAGGAGUUACUCCUGUUCUUCCUUGUUGAUUUUGUGAUUUAAUAAUGAGCAAAAACAAAAGUGUUUGCAUUUAUCAAAUGUUUGCAGUAGCUAUAUUAAAACACUUUCUUUUUUCAAAAUGCAUAACAAAUACAUUAAUACCAUCUCUAUAAUAAUCUAAUUUGUUUGACUAAGGCUGCAAUCCUAUGCAUAAUUGGGAGGGAAGGGGUCAGUCCCAUUUAAGUCAUUGGGACUACUUCUGGAUAAACAUGCCUAGGAUUCUGCUGUGAUGAGACGGCUCUGAGUUGUUUUUUUAUUAUUGUAUUGUGUUGUCUUUUUUUUUUAACAAAACACUAAAAGAAUAUGUGAAAUUAUUCAUUCCCAAGAUAUUAAAAAAGAGGUCAGAAGCCCUUAACCUUAUAGUGCUUUCUGUGAUAGAUAUUUACAAUUUUUUUUAAUUGUUGCAAGGCCAAUUUAUCCAUUAUUGGAAAUGCUAAGCAAGUGGAA